CUUUAGAAUAAGAGGACUAUAACCGCAUACUUGCAUUUACACUGUACAGUUGACAUUGACACAACCGAAAGACAGUCUUGGCACCCAUAACCAAUAAAAGAACGCGGGGCGGCGCGUCCAUCGCGUCGCCGUCGCAUCUCUUUGUCUGACCCUCCUCACUUUAGAACACCCCGCACACCCAAAUAAAGAUUGCCAUUGCUUCUCACUUCUCAGCAUGCAAUAGCACCAAUCCACAGCCCAGAGGAAUAAAGAAAAAAAAAUGGCCUACGACGACAGCAACCGCGCCUUCCUCCAAGCCUUCAUGGCCCGCUCCACCCUAACCCUCACAGAAGCAAAACCCAUUCUGGCAGCUAUAUACUCUAUAAAAAAUAACCAAGAAACCUCCCCCGACGAAAUCACCCCCACCGACCUAGAAACCUACAUCGCCGCCGCCAACAGCGCCAUCUCCCCCUUCGACUUGGAAAUCCGGAGUCUCCUCCCGCAACUCGAACUCGAUCCCACUCAAGACAACAAUGCCCACACCCCCCCGGAACGAAUCUACGCCCUCGUCAACACCACCAGCGACGCGCUCACCCAACUCGCGACCACCCAUUCAGCAGAUGAAAUCGCCUUCGUGAAGCGAUUACUGGACGCGAUGUUCGAGACGAAUAAUACGCGGCGGCAGGAGGCGAUGGUCGUUAGUAGUAUGCAGGCGUUGCAGUUGGCGAAGGUGGUGGGGGGGAGGGAGUCGAUGUCGGCGACGCAGGGUGCUGGAGGGGCGGCGCAGUCGUUGACUAUGACGCAGGCGGAGACGAUGUUGAGGCAAUUGGUGGAGGAGGGGUGGUUGGAGAAGAGUCGGAGGGGUUUUUAUCGGUUGAGUCCGAGGGGGUUGAUGGAGUUGAAGGGGUGGUUGGUGGCGACGUAUAAUGAUGAGGGGGUGAGGAAGAUUAAGUUUUGUGAGGCGUGUAGGGAUGUUAUUACUGCUGGUCAACGGUGCGCGGAGAGGGAUUGUCCGGGACGAUUGCAUGAUCAUUGCAUGCGGAAUUUCUUUCGCAUGCAGAAAGCCGAGGUUUGUCCCGUGUGUAAGAUCCCUUGGCCCGGGGAUCGGUUUGUGGGGGAACGCGCGAUUACGAGGGAGCAGAGCGCGCAGAGGAGUAGGAGGGCUGCGAAUACUCAGGUGGAGGCGGGGCCGAGUACGCAGGUCGAGGUGGAUGGGCUGGAUGCUGAUCUUGGGGAGGGAGAGGGGGAGGAGGAAGGUGAGUGAGUGAGGAGGAUGGGCGGAUGUUGAGAUGAUACAAUGGGUGCUAUGAGCACUGCGCAAAGCAUACGGUAGCUAGGGCGCUCCCUGAAUGCAGACGGUAUAGGAGGCCUCGAGAGGCCAUACAGCAUAGGGGAGCAUUGCUGAGAUGCUUCGAGGUUCUCCCGGGAGAUGCUGCAUAUUCAUGAUGCGCAUUGAAGGUCAGUCUGAGCUGUGGUUGAUAACCACGGAGACACUGCUUGGACAGAAACGCGCCCAUGCGCGCGAGCAGACCAUGUCUGGCACUCUUUCGAAGAUGGCCAAGGGUGAUGUCGAUGAUAUAAGGAGGGAAUGAAUGUUUGAUAUCCUAACUCAAGAUCUCAAAG
Molecule: messenger RNA, 1602 nt
Organism: Aspergillus ibericus CBS 121593
Lineage: Eukaryota; Fungi; Ascomycota; Eurotiomycetes; Eurotiales; Aspergillaceae
Product: non-structural maintenance of chromosomes element 1 family protein
Exons: 3
Coding region: 260-1243 (327 amino acids)
Biological process (GO): DNA damage tolerance; double-strand break repair via homologous recombination
Cellular component (GO): nucleus; Smc5-Smc6 complex
Molecular function (GO): ubiquitin-protein transferase activity
Source: RefSeq, a predicted model, not a curated record